Molecule: messenger RNA, 7704 nt
Organism: Scleropages formosus (Asian bonytongue)
Lineage: Eukaryota; Metazoa; Chordata; Actinopteri; Osteoglossiformes; Osteoglossidae
Gene: limch1a
Product: LIM and calponin homology domains 1a
Exons: 32
Coding region: 345-5291 (1648 amino acids)
Biological process (GO): regulation of focal adhesion assembly; positive regulation of stress fiber assembly; actomyosin structure organization
Cellular component (GO): stress fiber
Molecular function (GO): myosin II head/neck binding; actin binding
Source: RefSeq, a predicted model, not a curated record
ACUGCGGUGCGUGUGGAUGUGUGUGUGAGCGCGCGCGCGCCUCUGUGUGCGUGGAGCGCGCGCGGUGCAGGACCGAGCAGCGCAGAGCGCAGAACAGCGGGAGCGCGGCGCGGGUUUGCGGCAGAGCGGCGGGGCGAAGCGUGUCCUGGCGGGGGGGGACUCGACCGGCGCGUGAUCGAGCUCAGAACACACCUUCCCACACACAGCCCGCGCUCUUCUUCUUCUUCUUCUUGUGCCAGCGCGGGAUUUCCUUGUUUUAUCAUUAUUUUUGAUAUUUUGAACACGAUUCCGGCGCCGGCCAGCCCUCGUUUUUCUCCCAGCUUUUCCUCUUGAUCUUUGAACAAAUGGCCAGUCCUGGUUUAGAAACUGAAGGGAAUCCUUCUCCUCCUCCUCCUCUUCAUCAUCAUCAUCAUCAUCAGCAGCAGCAGCAUCAUCAUCAUCAGCAGCAGCAGCAGCAGCAUCAGCAUCAGCACGCCGAAUCGUCCCCGGAGCCCGCUUUUCAGGAGGCGCAGAAAUGGAUCGAGGCGGUGACGGGCCGACGCUUCGGGGACAAGGACUUCCGCGGUGGCCUGGAGAAUGGGAUCCUGCUGUGCGAACUGCUGAGUUCCAUCAAGCCGGGACUGGUGAAGAAGAUCAACAGGCUUCCCACACCCAUAGCCGGCCUGGACAACCUGACCCUCUUUCUCAGGGGCUGUGAAGAACUGGGGCUAAAGGGGUCACAGCUCUUUGACCCCGGAGAUCUGCAGGACACCUCCAUACGCGCCAACCCCAAGGUCUCUGAGUGCAGUAGAAAGCUGAAGAAUGUCCUGAUCACCAUAUACUGGCUGGGGAAGGCGGCCAACAGCUGCGCCACCUACAACGGGCCCACCCUGGACCUGAAGGAGUUUGAGGGGUUGCUGUCGCAGAUGAGGAAGGAGGCCGAGGAUUCGGAGAGCCCCAAGCGGAGCGUGAGGGACAGCGGCUACAUCGACUGCUGGGACUCUGAACGCAGCGACUCGCUCUCACCUCCACGCCACGGCCGCGACGACUCCUUCGACAGUCUGGACUCCUUUGGCUCCCGCUCGCAGCAGACCCCCUCCCCCGACGUGGUGAUCCGCGGCAGCAGCGAUGGUCGUGGCAGCGACUCUGAGUCCGACGCCCCCCACAGGAAACUGCCGGAUGUGCGCAAGGACGACAUGCUGGCACGCCGUACGUCCUACAAUGAGCCACGCAGCGUGAUGCCCUUCAACCAGUACUUGCCCAACAAGAGCAACCAGAGCGCCUAUGUGCCGACCCCUCUGCGCAAGAAGAGGGCGGAGCGUGAGGAUGGCCGCAAGAGCUGGAGCACCGCCACUUCACCAAUAGGAGGGGAGCGCCCCUUGAGCGAGGCCCCCCCGGCACCUGUGUGCCAGGCCUGCCUAGAAAAGGGCUCCCAGCCCCCUGCCAUCCUGGCAGAGACGGCGGCACGGGACGACCUUGCCAGCCGGCGUGCCCGCGCCAACCAGCGCCCGCCUGGGAGCAGGCAGCAGCGUUUCGUGCACUUUGGGCCUGUCACCGAGAUCGACCAGCGGUGCUGGGAGAAGUUGAGCAUAGCUCGUCUGGGGGAGGAGGACGAGGGGGAGGGGCUAAGGGCCGGGGAGGACAACGAGGCCGCCACUCUCCGCCGUCUUCUGUCUGCCGCCCCCGUGGCCACGCCCACCAUCGGCCUGGGCUCCCAGCUCACCGGGCGGGCUGCCAGUGCCCUGAGUGGUGGAGAGGAAGUGCCACCUCUGACCCCAGCAGAGCUGGCACAGAGGGAGAACAAGGUGCUGGAUGAGAAGUUGGCCCAGUACAGUGAGCAAGAAGAAGAGGAGGACACGGACAGGGAGGGGAAGGUCCCUGACCUUGAAAAGGAUGACAUGCUGGCCCGCAGAACCGGGGCAUUCCAGAAACAGGCGGGUGGCACCACAUUCAACAAGUUCCUCCCUCUGCCCGGGUCCAAACUACAUGCCAGAAAGGACAUUGUCCCUGUGAGCCCCAAAGCAAAAAGAGAGGCUGCAGGAGGUUCUGAUGUUAAGAAGGAGCCUCCCUGCAGGGAGCUGAUGCCCAACAGCCCCAAAGCGGGGAAGGAGCCAAGUGUUGCCAGAGCAGAGCUCUGCUCUCAGGAGUUUCAACCAAAAGCCAAUGCAGCUGCCCAGCCGAACUAUGACACAGCAGUGGUUGUCUGUGUGAAUGUCCAGUCCGAAAAUGAGGAUGAGGAGAAUGAAGAAGAGGAGCUGUUACCAGAUCUGGAGAAAGAUGACAUGCAUGCACGUAGGACUGGCAUGUUUCAGAAGGGGGUUGGACCAGCCUUUAACAGUUUUCUUCCAAUGCCUGGAUCUCUUAAAUACAAAGCCACACCUGUUGCUGGCCAUGUGUCUACUUUCAGCAGGCCAAUGGAAGAAGGGAAGGUGUCAACCCUCGAAAGCAGUAGAGCAGGCACGUCCCAUUCGAUGGAGUUAUGCCGAGAACCUAACACCGCUGCGAUGGUGACAAGCCCUGUGACCUGGACCCCCAAGGGCAGCCCCGGAAUGUCCAGAAAGCUCCCUCAGGUGGCCAACAGGGAGGAGGUGGACAGAGGCAGGAGAUCGGCGUCCCCCUCGCUCGACCUGAAGAAAGAUGACACAUGGGCCUGCCGCACCCUGGCUUCGCCCAAACCCAGCACCCCCAGCCCCACGCACUUCCAGCCCAUGCCGGCAGCCAACGAGGCUGGGGCAGUGUGGACCGGGGCAGAGGGGGACAAAGCGCAAAGAAGGCCCUCCUGGUUAGAUGAAGAUCUACCCCCAAUAUUCAGCCACAGAGCUACUAAUGUGUCAGAUGACCCAGAGAGCGUGAGCAUGAUCGACAUGCGGUGCGAGGAGGAGGCCAUGCUGCAGCCGCACAGCCAGACACGCCAUGAGCUUAUGCAUAACCAGUACAACAAGAUGCGGGAGGAGGAGGAUCACUGGCAGGACGACUUGGCCCGCUGGAAAAGCCGCAGGAGGAGUGCUUCCCAGGACCUGAUCAAGAAGGAGGAGGAGAGGAAGAUGAUGGAGAAGCUGAUGAGUGGAGACGGGAACCAAUCGCACAGGAGAAGGAGCAUCAAGACUUACAAGGAGAUUGUGGAGGAGAAGGAAAAGCGCGAGCAGGAGCUGCACGAGGCAUAUCGAAAGGCACGUACCCCGGAGGAGGCGGCUGCUAUACUGCAGCGCUAUGCCUUGCGCUUCACCAUCAGCGAGGCCGUGCUGGAACGGCUGCAGAUACCCAAGCAGCCGGAACGCGUCCCGCUCUCCGAGCCCUCCGCUUCCUCCGCCCCCUCGCAGCUCCCCUCCACCGCUCCUCCAUCUGCGGGCCAGGACGCUGGUACCAUGAAGUACCUGCGGCAGCAGUCUGUGCCCGUGCCCAAGUUUACCUCCACGGUGGAGACCAUGGUGGGCGGAGUCCCAGAAAUCCAGGCCCAGACACAGGCUGAUACCCCAGAUCCUGCUCCCACCCGCACCGCACUGCCGAAGACAGUGCCACUUCUGACUCCCAAACCCUACACCCAGCCCAGGAGUUCUCAAACAGGGCUUAAAUCAGUGAAGGCUGAUGGAAUGGUGCGUGUAAACGGAGAGGCGGGGGAAACGUCGGGAGUAACGAGGGACAUCAUGGACCAGAAAAGGACUGAGGGAGCAUCCCCGGUAAAGUCCACGGUUUUCCUGACACCUUCCCUAGUUGAGACUCCGGACAGCCCCAGAAAAGAGCCACAGGAGCUGAAGGGAAAUAAUGAGCUCAUUGGGGCCCAAGAGGGCCCCACAAACAAAACCCCAGAGGCGGGGCACCAGGAAAGCAGCAGCGCAGUGAUCCCCCCAGUGUCCGCAGCACUGGACCCUGCUCCUGUCCGACCCACCUACCUGCCUACGAGUGGGCUCUGCACAGAGACCACAGUUCAUGCUGCAGCUCCUGAGGAGGGAGAAGAGGAGGACGAGAGAGCUGCUCAACAGUCACCAGUAACAGAAGACAAGCAAGAAAAGGAAGCAGAGGAUGAAGCCCCGACCCCAUUGACAGAUGUGGCCCAGAGCCUGGAGACCUCUGACAUGUCCAUCAACACACAGCUUAGUAGCUCAUCAGACACUGUCCAGAUGGGAGAAGACGGAGAGCUGUCCAUCCUAUUUGCUCCAAGGGGAGCCAAAGCGAUGCCACCCAGCACCCAGGUGGCCUGCCAAUCACCUGGGACAGAGUUGGCUUACAGUGCCGAUAACGCUAGGUUACGCUGGGAGUUCUUCACCCUGCCAGAUUCUCCAGAGAAGGAUCCUGUGAGUAUCCCCUCCCCAAUGUUGGGUCUGGUCAAGCGGGUCGACCACUGGUCUUGGGACCCAGAGGAGGAGCGCAAGCGUCAGGAACGAUGGCAGCAGGAGCAGGAGCGCAUGCUUCAGGAGAAGUACCAGCGUGAGCAGGAGAAGCUGAAGCAGGAGUGGGAGAAAGCGCAGAGGGAGGUGGAGGAGGAGGAGAGGAGGUACCAUGAAGAGGAGAGGAGAAUCCUGGAGGAAACCGUGGCCCCACUGACCCCCCGUUCAUCCGCUUUGCCCUCCCCCAUCCGCGUUGACCCGCCCAUGCCCUCCAACCCACAGGAUGCCAUCGUCAGGUCGCUGGCUGACUGGGAGCGCAAGCAGGAGCUGCUGGAGGAGCAGAGAAGGGCGGAGGACAGCGGGCACGACACGAGAGCUGAACACCUGGCCAUGGGGAGCACAGAGUGUUUGCGCCCCGCAGAAAGCUCAACCCCACAAAGCUUGAGCCAGACAGAAGCAGUUGCAGAGACUCUGCAGAAUGGCCAAAGAGCCCCAGUGGACCAGGGCCAGACCACCGUGCCUCAGCUUCAGUUCAUCCAAGAGGCAUCAUGGAGCAGCAAGCCGCCCCAGAACAAGCAGCCCCAGCAGGAGGAGGUGUGGAAUAAGACAGCCUCGCUGGACCGAAACUUGAGUACCCAGCAGGCACAGUCUGGGAGAAUGAAACGGUCUGGAUCGUGUGAAAAUGUAGGGACAAACCCAUCUCAGUCAUCCACAUUUUCAUCUGCCAUCCAGUCCCAGUCUCCCAACAGGUCAGUGAGUGGAAAGAAGCUGUGCUCCAGCUGUGCCCACCCCUUAGGCAAGGGAGCCGCCAUGAUCAUCGAAACUCUUGGCCUCUAUUUCCACAUUCAGUGCUUCAAGUGUGGCAUCUGUAAGGGACAGCUGGGGGACACCAGCACCGGCACGGACGUGAGGAUCCGAAACGGACUCCUCAACUGUCACGAGUGCUACAUGAAAUCGCGCGCUGCUGGUCAGCCCACCACUUUGUGACGAGGCGGAGAUAAAGGAGGAUCUGCGUCGGAGCAUGUUUGUUGACACCUGUAUGUAUGGACAAUCGCCAGCAGGUCACCAUCUGAAAUGCCUUCCCAACGUGUGGAGACCGCGACCAUUUUUCCUCCAGCUCAAACUAGAGAAAGCAUUAGGAUGGCCCCCCCAGUGGUUCAGGAUGAAAAAAAGAACCCCACCCCCCAGUUUCUUCAGCAGGAUUUAACAACCAUGUCGAAUUUCUUUGUGCUUGGUAUGAGAUGUUUGUUGUUUUUAGAAAAUACAGUGUAAAGAGACCCUUAUAAAAAAAUGCAUAAUUUCAAUCAAAUUUCACAGUGCUUGCAACUAAAGAAUCCCUUAUACCUAUGUUGGUGUUUCCACACCAACAAAGAAGUUCUGUAAAAAUAGUCGAAUGGUGUUUAAACACUGUUUGAUGCUUGCAGUUUCAUUGAGUGGUUGGUUGUAGCGUGACUGAAAUUGUAAUUGACAUCUUUAUCAUGAGAGAAUAUUUCACCGUAGGUCCUAUAUAGUAUAUAUAGGUACAUAUAUAUGUGUGUGUGUGUGUGUACCUGUGUAUAUAUAUAGUAUGCACAUCAGUAUCUCUGUGUGAUACUAUUCUGCUUCCUCUUGUGACAGGAGUGCUCUUGUCGUAGGUUCAGUGUGUUGAACAUGGGAACUGCUUGCAAAGACCGGAGCUCCUGUCACUUAAGCUCUGUAGAUAAUGCGCUCAAUUCUCUGCUUAUGAUAGGCGGACAAACUGCGCUGCCCUCGGUUGUUUGUGCUGAAACGAAAAGGGCCGUUUAACACUCGCAUCACUAUAAUGAAACAUGCAUCCUGAUGUUGGGUAGCUGAAUAUGUGUAAUGCCUUAAUCAUACAGUCAUAACGAAUCCAAUCUUAUGAUCUUAUUUUCAUUUUUACCUGAUAUUUUUUUUUAGCAUGUUUCACCUACAUUUAACUUUAAGGAGGUAGACAGCUCCGCUUGAUUUCUUAAAUUGCGGUGGGUUUGUUGACUCUUUUUCAGUACCAGAAUUCCUCUAGAACGUUUUUCCUGGUUAUAUUUCCUUUUUGAAUCCCAUUCAGUAUUUAACCUGCCUUACAAUAUAUGAUGAAGGCAGCUCAUCUGAGGUUCCUCUAAUUUUUGUGAGCACACAGAUUUAUACGUCCAUAAUUGUUUUAUUUGUCAUUUAGUGAAUAAACCAUCUUAUUUCUUUACUUUUUGCUUGUUUUAAUUAUGGUGAGAAUGAAUGAACCCACUAACGUAGCAGUAGUGUAUUGAAAUAUGUUGCAUGGUUUCUCUUACAGUAACAUUUCUCUGGUACUUUCAGGUAUUUUCCAUCACUCCUCCGUUUCAGAUGACUGCAGAUUUAUUUUACUCUCCAAGCUUAUUUUUAGCAAACAUUGCAUUGAACAUGUGCCUUAGGAAUGCAACUGAUUGCACACGUUGUGUAACCUGAUGUUGGGUCUGAAAAAAGAAAUCCAAAGAUGAUGUCUUUAAUUUGGGACUUAAUGGCAGAUCAGGUUUUCUCCAGGCAGACAAAAAGACAAGGGAAAGUGAUCUGCACUUUAUAGUCUGCUGAUGAUCUGGCCCAGUUUUGCUCAUGCAAGACAAAUACAGCUCUGUCUUUUAGCUGAUCCCUAUUUAGACACCUGAGUGAGCAUCUCAUAAGGUUCCCAGUCAGGAAUAAAAUGCAACACAUCUAAUCUAAACUGAUCAUAUUGAUAUUCGUAUUAGGCCUAUACAGUAGCCUAUGAACUGCACAAAGAAACCAAUUUCAUGUACAACGAUUAGAUAUAUUUUAGGGUAAUCCUUGCCUGAGAUGGUCAAUCGUAUAAAGUUUCUCUUCUUUUCGGGAAAACACCAGGUAGUCCUGUUUUGUGCAUAUGUGCGUGAAUGUUUUUAAAGAUCCUGAAGCACAGUCUCUCCUCUACGACAUGUUAAAAUUCAUUUAGACUAGUUACUAGUUAACCAUUGCUCUGCCCUGCUCUAGCUGCCAACUUUUCCUUACAGGUUUUCUGAACCAAGUUAAGGUUUUGUUUCCCACAACUUCUAGACCACUUGAUGUCCAGGAUGGAUUUUUUUUUUUUUUUCUUUUUUUUUUUACACAGCUUUGCUAUUGAAAAGUUUUAUUUGUUCCUGUUCUGCAGUAUUGAUUCGGUUCUGUUUAUGUAUUAUGUUUACUUAAAUAUAAAUAAAGAUAUGAAAGAAAAGGGGGGAGGGGAAGAAAUAAGGCAAUAAUUUCUGUGUGUGAAAUGUUUGGAAGGAACAGUUAUAUGGUAAAAAAUGAGAAUGAUACUUGUGUUUUAAGUUCUGUAUUUAUUGUGAUAUUGCUCUGAAAAUAAACAAUCAGAAUUUAAUAGAUGAGAUGUUCAAAUGCAAUGGCUUUUAUAGCAAAUGUAUGUUUAUAAAUAAAGUUGAAA